Molecule: messenger RNA, 3849 nt
Organism: Salarias fasciatus (jewelled blenny)
Lineage: Eukaryota; Metazoa; Chordata; Actinopteri; Blenniiformes; Blenniidae
Product: toll-like receptor 5
Exons: 6
Coding region: 120-2756 (878 amino acids)
Biological process (GO): toll-like receptor signaling pathway; immune response; inflammatory response
Cellular component (GO): plasma membrane
Molecular function (GO): transmembrane signaling receptor activity; protein binding
Source: RefSeq, a predicted model, not a curated record
GUGUGGGGCAUACUGAGGAGAGACCGAACCAUAAACCGAACCACCGACCGAACCGCUGACUCACUUGGCUCAGUGUUUACGUCUGGACCGCACAGGUGUGUUGUUGGAGUAGAUACAGCAUGUGGAAGAUUUUCCCUCUACUGGUUGGUGUCAGUUUUUACUUACAGGUAGCCACAUGCUCCCCAUCAUGCCUUCCGAACGGCCUCAAAGCGUCAUGUGUUGCGCAGAAGCUCCGCUGGGUGCCUGCUUUGCCGGCCAACAUCACUCAUCUCAUCCUGCCGCUGAACUCCAUCCGUGCGAUCAGCAGCGCCUCGCUCAGACACUUCAGAGAGCUGGAGGAGUUCAACCUUGACCAGCAGGACGUAACGCUCACCAUAAAGAACAAUGCUUUCCACAGACAGAGGAAACUGACUCGGCUGUUCCUCAGUUUUAACUCCGGCCUUCGGUUGGAGCCGAUGGCGUUUUCUGGACUCUCCAAUCUAAAAGACUUGUAUUUGAGUGACUGUAGCUUGAAUGACUCUAUUUUGUCCGGACGCUAUCUGGAGCCUCUUGCGUCUCUGGAACUGCUCGACCUCUCCGGUAACGAUAUCGUCACACUCAAGCCGGGCCUGUUCUUUUCAAGACUCACAAACUUCACACAGCUGAAUCUCAAACGGAAUCAAAUCCAAACAUUAUGUGAAGAGGACCUCGUCGGCUUCAGAGGAAAAUAUUUCACACAUCUGAACUUGUUUUCCAACAAACUCUACACAACGUCGAAUUUGGGAAGUUGUGGGAAUCCUUUUAAAGGAAUAGCCUUUGAUACCCUGGAUUUAUCAAACAAUGGGUUAAAUGAAAACGAAACCAGAGCAUUUUUUAAAGCAAUAGAAGGAACCUCAAUUUCUCAGCUUAUUUACUGUGGAUUGCAAGGAAAAGGAUUUUCACAUGACAACUUUAACGACCCCAAUGAAAGCACGUUUGAAGGUCUGAAAAACAGUGCGGUGAGAACUUUGGUUCUGUCCAAAAGCAAGAUAUUUGCCUUGCAGAGAGCUGUUUUCAGUCAUCUAAAGGAGGUAGUUAUCAUUGACGUUUCCCAAAACCACUUAAACCAAAUUGAAAAGAAUGCUUUCGAUGGUCUUCAGGACCAUUUACGAAUGCUCAACCUUUCCUUCAAUCUUCUAGGAGAAAUACGCUCUCACACCUUCAUCAACCUAAGAGAGCUGCGGGUGUUGGACUUGUCCAACAAUCACAUCGGUGUCCUGGGAUACUCAUCAUUCAGUGGUCUUCCCAAACUACGUGCUUUAUACAUGACAGGAAACUCCCUGAAAGACCUUGGUUUUCCUGAAGCUUUACCGAACUUAGAGUAUCUUCUCUUAGGAAACAAUAAUUUGGAGUCAAUCUACAAAGUCGAUCAUUUGGGCAUGAGCAGUACUUAUGUAGAUAUUUCAAAUAACAAAUUAACAAACUUAGAGGAUGUUUAUUUCAUUGUGACUCGAUUCAAAUAUCUGAAGACAUUAUUCUUCGGUGGCAACAACAUCCAGUGGUGCACGCUGAAUGGGGGCAUUACGAUCCCUCGUAAUAAUAGUGUGCUCGUGCUGGAUAUUCAUGACAGCUCCCUGCAGGUUGUUUGGGAACGAAAAAACUGCCUCGACUUGUUUGACAAUUUCACCAACUUGCUUGGUUUGAUACUAAGCUUUAAUUCACUCUCAGCUCUCCCACAGGGGAUAUUUAGAGGUUUGAGCUCGAUCCGUGAGAUCAACCUUUCGUUCAAUGCUCUGACCCACCUGCAGACGGAUGUAUUUCCAGUCAGCCUGCGGCUACUUGACCUCUCAAACAACAACCUAGCCUCCCCUGAUCCCCAGACUUUUCAGUCCCUGACCUUUGUUGAUCUGUCAGCAAACCAGUUCCGCUGUGACUGCCACCUGGAGAGCUUCCUGAAGUGGAUAAACGUGACCAACGUAACCUUCCUGAGCCCGCUUGAGGAGUACAGAUGUGAGUUUCCGGACGAACUGCGCAGCCAUUCUCUGCUCAUUUACUCCACUAACGUUGAAACGUGUGAUGAAGACGACGAGCCGUUCCUCCAGGAGCUAAAGUUUGCUCUCUUCGUCUUCUCCGCCCUCCUCACCAUGACUGCUGUCCUCAGUGCUGUCAUUUACACUCACCUCCGUGGGCAAAUAUUCGUUUUCUACAAAAGGAUAAUCAACAGGGUGGUCGAGGGCCCAAAGCCGACGGCGCCUCCCACCAACGAGUUGCAGUACGACGCCUUCCUCUGCUUCAGCAACAACGAUUACAGAUGGGUGGAGGAGGCUCUGUUGAAGAAACUGGACAAUCAGUUUGCAGAGGAGAACGUCUUCCACUGUUGUUUCGAGGACAGAGACUUCCUGCCAGGUGAGAAUCACCUGUCAAACAUCAGAAAUGCCAUCUGGAGCAGCAGGAAGACUCUGGUCAUCGUCUCAAAGCAGUUCCUGAAAGACGGGUGGUGUCUGGAGGCGUUCAGCUUGGCCCAGGGCCGCAUGCUGGAGGAGCUCACCAACGUCCUGGUUAUGCUGGUGGUGGGAAAGGUGGCUCACUACCAGCUGAUGAAGAGCAACACCAUCAGGUCUUUUGUCCGGCGGAAGGAAUACCUCACCUUCCCCGAGGACCCUCAGGACCUGGACUGGUUUUACGAGCGUCUCAUGUCAGAGAUGCGCAAAGACACCAAGGUGAAAAAGGUUGCCGACAACCGUCCCGAUCCUGCAGAGCCCGACGCCGAGGGCGGGAUUCAACUGAAGAACAUGUGAAAUCUGCCACAGUCACCUGGAAAAACAGAGGUGCAGAUCGGUUCUUCCAAAUCACAGUGCAAAAAAGAGCUCCAGCCUGGAGGAGACCACCAUUAUUCAAGAUGUUUAAGGAGCUUCACAAGGAUCGGACUGAGAUGAGAUCGGAUCCAAGAAAUGGACGAGAAGUUGCACAUGUGGAGUGUCAGCUCCUGCUGAACCAGAGGCAUUAUCAGAGGAGUCUAGCCGGGUUCAGGUCUUCUCCUCUCUGGAAAGAGAUGCCGUGAAAACAGCCUCCAGUCCAGUGUGAAGUUACCUGUUUCAGUCUGCGUCUCUGCGUUUCAUCAUUUGAUCAUCCUUUGCCAGCACAGGAAGUGUGCCGGGAAGUUUCAGAGCACUUCCUGCUUCUGUGUACCGACAGGCUGCAUAGAGUUGUCGGGUUCCUUUCCUUGCAGGACUGUUUUGCUGGUCGCACUUGACAACCUUCUCCAAUGAAAACAAGAAACUUUGAUUGUCAUUCAGCUGUUUGUUUACCCGAUGAGCACAAUGUCAAAGGAUUUUGAAAACAGCUUCUGGAGUGUAUCGUUUUAAGAGAUCCACAAAUCUUCACAUGAACAGGGAAAAUAAAGCUUUUCUGAAACAAGGUUCAUGUGCAGAACAGCUGCAGUUUUUCAACAAUAACAAUGAAAGAGUGUUUAACAGCUCUUCUCCAGCAAAGUGUAUAUUUACUGCAACAUCAUCUGUAUAAGUGGAGACACAUCUGGCAAACAGAAAAAGAUAGACAGUCUAAAGGAGCUUGGAUGUUUACAUUUUUCUGUGUAUAUACAGUGCAAAAAUUCAUGUCUGAAAUGCAAAUGAAACAUUUCAGUGUUUCUGUAUGAGUGAGGCAGUUGGGGGAAGAAGUCUGUUCACUGUUUGAACUGAUUUUCUUGUCAAUUAUAUGAAAUGAUCUACCUCAGUGCAUCCACUAACACAACAAUUUGAAUAUUUCAAUCCAUUUCUGUGGGUGUCUGUGGCUCUGAUGGAAGAGUGGGUCAUCACCCAAUCACAGGUCGCGGGUUAGAUACCUGACCGGUAGUUCUAGUAAUGCUCAGUAAACAGGAUAAUUGACACUUGA